This is a messenger RNA of Balaenoptera acutorostrata (minke whale), 7879 nucleotides long. It is a transcript of the gene NSD2, whose product is annotated as nuclear receptor binding SET domain protein 2. Gene Ontology annotation, biological process: regulation of DNA-templated transcription. The record is from RefSeq and is a predicted model, not a curated record. Gene Ontology annotation, cellular component: nucleus; chromatin. Gene Ontology annotation, molecular function: histone H3K36 methyltransferase activity. Lineage: Eukaryota; Metazoa; Chordata; Mammalia; Artiodactyla; Balaenopteridae. The coding region runs from base 230 to 2110 and encodes 626 amino acids. The transcript has 10 exons.
GGCGCCGCGCGCGGAGAGCCUCGGCCUGGCCGCGCUGCGCCCGCCGCCGCCGCCGCCGCCGCCGCCGCCGCCCCCUCCCCUCCCUCGGCCCUCCCUCCCUCCCUCCCCCGCGGCCCCGGCCCCGGCCCCCUCCCCGGCCGCCGCCGCCGGAGCCGCCGCACCGGAGAGCCGCCGCCGCCGGAGGAUGCGCCGCACAACAGUGUUCUAAGAACAGAGGCAUCUAGGCUGAAUGGAAUUCAGCAUCAAAAAAAGUCCUCUUUCUGUUCCGAAGGUUGUAAAGUGCGUGAAGAUGAAGCAGGCACCGGAAAUCCUUGGCAACACGAAUGGAAAGACUCCGAACUGUGAAGUGAGUCGUGAGUGCUCCGUGUUCCUGAGCAAAGCCCAGCUCUCCGCCGGUCUGCAGGAGGGAGUUGUGCAGAAGUUCAAUGGCCACGACGCGCUUCCUUUUAUCCCAGCCGAGAGGCUGAAAGACCUCACCUCCCGCGUCUUUAAUGGAGACCCCGGUGCUCAUGAUGCCAAAUUGCGUUUGGAGUCCCAGGAAAUGAAGGGACUUGGGACACCACCUGACACUACCCCUGUCAAAAAUGGCUCUCCAGAGAUCAAGCUGAAAAUCACCAAAACAUACAUGAAUGGGAAACCUCUCUUUGAAUCUUCCAUAUGUGGCGAUGGUGCUGCUGCUGUGUCCCAGUCGGAAGAAAAUGGACAAAAACCAGAAAAUAAAGUGAGGAGGAGCAGGAAGAGAAGCAUAAAGUAUGACUCCUUACUGGAGCAGGGCCUUGUUGAGGCAGCCCUGGUGUCCAGGAUCUCGAGUCCCUCGGAUAAAAAGAUUCCAGCUAAGAAAGAAUCCUGUCCAAAUAGCAGAGACAAAGACCAGCUGUUGAAGUACAAUGUCGGGGAUUUGGUGUGGUCCAAGGUGUCCGGUUACCCCUGGUGGCCAUGCAUGGUCUCCGACGAUCCACUCCUGCACAGCUACACCAAACUGAAAGGUCAGAAAAAGAGUGCACGCCAGUAUCACGUACAGUUCUUUGGUGAUGCCCCAGAAAGAGCUUGGAUAUUUGAGAAGAGCCUUGUAGCUUUUGAAGGAGAAGGACAGUUUGAAAAAUUAUGCCAGGAAAGUGCCAAGCAGGCACCCACGAAAGCUGAGAAAAUUAAGCUGUUGAAACCUAUUUCAGGGAAAUUGAGGGCCCAGUGGACAAUGGGCAUCGUUCAGGCAGAAGCAGCUGCAAGCAUGUCAGUAGAGGAGAGGAAAGCCAAGUUCACCUUCCUUUACGUGGGGGACCAGCUCCAUCUCAACCCCCACGUGGCCAAGGAGUCAGGCGUUGCUGUGGAGUCUCUGGGAGAAAUGGUAGGGUCCUCAGGAGUCAGGGAAGAAGCUGCUGACAGCCCCAAGUCCAUGAGGGAAGAGGGCGUUCCCGUCAAGAGGAGACGGAGAGCCCAGCUGUCCUGCUCUGCUGAGAACCAAGACAGUGACCCGGGGACAGGAAAGACCACUCCUCAAAAGACGGCAGAGGCCGAGCCCAAGCGAGGAGUGGGGUCUCCUCCAGGGAGGAAGAAGGCCGUGGCCUCCACUCCGAGAAGCAGGAAGGGCGAUGCGGCGUCCCAGUUUCUGGUCUUCUGUCAAAAGCACAGGGACGAGGUUGUCGCUGAGCACCCGGACGCCUCCGCUGAGGAGAUUGAAGAGCUGCUUCGAUCCCAGUGGAAUAUGCUCAACGAGAAACAGAAAGCACGCUAUCACACCAAGUUUGCCCUCGUGGCCCCGUCCCCGUACGAAGAAGACUCUGGUAACUUAAAUGGGAAAAAAAGAAACCACACGAAGAGGACACAGGACCCUAUAGAAGAUGCUGAAGUUGAGGACGCUCCCAGGAAGAGACUCAGGACCGACAGGCACAGUCUUCGGAAGAGAGAGACGUUCACGGACAAAACAUCCCGCACAGCCUCUUGCAAGGCCAUCGAGGCAGCCUCCGCGCUCAAGAGCCAGGCAGCCACAAAACAUCUGUCUGACGCCUGCAAGCCCCUGAAGAAGCGGCACCGGGCCCCCACAGCGGCGUCUGCGUCGCUCGCCUUUAGCAAAAGCUCUUCUCCUUCUGCAUCCUUAACUGAGAAUGAGUAGAGCGAGCUCUUACUUUUCUCGCCGCCACUGGCACCGGCUUUUGUGGGAGCCACACCAGCCAAGGUGGACUUGAACCCAGCUGCUCUGCGCUGCACUUAAAAUGCUGUAGUUUCCGAGAUGUCUGCUGCAGGCGGCCUGUCAUCGUGCACACUCAGUGGCAUUCCUUUCACAAUCAGUUAUGGAAGAUGUGUGAUAAUCUGUUUUUACUGGUAUUAAUAACACAUACAAUGAAGAGAACAGAUAACAAAUUUUGAGACCAAGGUAAGAUACCUAAUCAAGGCCAUUUAACCAAUCACAUUCAUCUCAUAACAGAAACACAUUCAUAUUCCAGUGGUCAAUGUAGAUUUCAAGUUGAAAGGAUGCCCUCGAUCAGGGGCUGUCCUGGGCGUGUGACAAGGACAGCACACUGUAGAGGUUCAUCUUGUUAGAGGUCGUUUUUCUCCUCUAGUUCAUAACUUACUGAAUUUUUAUUGAAAAAAAUGUCAGCACCUGUACCUUCAAAAACAAAGAACAAACAGCACACAUUAAAAAGAGUCCUCGUCGACUGUUCUCAUUGCUAAUGGAAUGUAUUCAAUCCUGUAGAUAGUAAACUAAUUUCCAACAUAAAAGGCAGGAAGACUUUUGAUUCUGUCUUUUUUUACUAAACAGUUUUACUAUGACACUAGCUAUAGUAAAUUUGUAGGAAAAAAAAUGUUAUUUACAGUAUCAUUGUGAACCAUUUAACUCUUUUGAUUCAAUAACCCUUAUCUAGGGGGGGUCCUAUAAUCAGGUUAUUUACACCAACCUCUUCAUUGGUUGCUUUUAUAGAACAUGAGCCAUUAUAUUAAAUGUCUCAAUCUUGGGUGACCACCUGGUGUGCCCCAGGGUGUCCGCAUGUUUGCAUGGUGAGGAAAGGCCUCCGUGCCCUUCAGGUCAUAGAGGCGGGAGGGCUCUUCACGUUACCAGGCCGGUAGCACUCGGUUCAUUCCGAGCGGACUCUUCAGGUGUGUUUUUCCUUUAAUGAGAGUUUCUCACUAAAUACUUGUGUUCUAAACCAUUAAGUAGUGUAACGCAUGUAAAACACUUGGGGUGCCUGGCGCCUUGCAAGGACUUAGUGGUUCGCUAUUGUGACAAUAACGGUUAUAACAAUAAAAAUAAUAAAAUCACCAUCAUUCCAUUUUUAUCCAAAAGUAUAAAUUUUGCUUUGGCAUGAAAAGCAAUCCUCUUGAGUGCACUGUGCGCGUGGGGGUAAAGUAACCCUAGAAGCAGCCCACGCUGGGCUUGACUGACGCUUCCAGGUACUGGACUGUGGCUGGGGGCGCGACUCUGCUCAAACUCAGUGGACACGGGGCCCCCAGGACAGCCUCAGUCACGCUGUCCCUAAGGGACGUGGAGGAGCUCAGGACUGAUGUAGGAUUCUCAAAACACCAGUCACUAAAUUUUAAAAUGUGAAAAAACAGUGGUGUAAAAAUGACCCUGGUUCAAGAAGCCAUUACCCAAAGUAAAGACUCGAGCCUGGAAGGCCUUUGACAAGGAUUAAGAGGCUUGUUUGAAAUUAUGGCGUGAUGGAUUUUGAGUUGGUAGCCAGCCAGCGACCGACACGUGAUGGGUGCGUUAGGAGCCAGCAGAGAAAGGGGCGCCUUCCUUUCUGAUGGGGAUGACUCGAUGCUGUGUCCACAGGAGCAGCGUAGACUUAGCCUCAGCUGAGUAAAUAGGGGUGCGUGCAGGAGAGGGGGAGGGGGCGACGCAGUGUUUCUCAGCGCGGGGUGGGGAGACCUCGUCCCAUGGGAGGCGGGAAGGUGCCGGCAGGCAGAGGCAGACGUAGUCAGCAUUGUGGCCUCGCUGAGGGACGCUGGUGGGGGGCAGAGUUCCCGAGAGGGCCUGCCCACAGCUUCCUGAAGGAGGGCAGUGGAAGGGGCUCCUGUUCUGAAAGAGCUGAGGGUCGGGCAGUAGUUUGUCUGCAGGAGCACAGAUCCACUAUGCUGCUAUUUAUAGCAGAAUGGCUUCCUUUCCUAAGGUCAAAGUAAUGCCGAUUCACCCUGGUCUUUAGUCAUUUGAGCUGACAGUUGUUGAGGUGACUUUGGCUAUGCCAUGCACAGAGUCACUGCCGUGACCGCUCCUUCCACGUGCCACACUUGGGCCUGGUGGGGAGGUGGCUGCGAGGAGGGCCUCUGGAACAAAACGGGAGGCCACAGGUGGACACUUGUCUGAGUGUACAGAAGCUGAGAUGGUAGCUGUUCCAGAGAUGAAGGUAGCCCGCGGUAACGGAGCAGCCCCCCUGGGCCCAUGCCGUGUCGGGUGGAGCUGCUCCCACUGCCGCCCACAGACUCCUGUCUCCUUGUGCACCUUUCCCAGAGUCUUCAGCCGUGGGGGACUUAGGUGAGGUUGCCUCUCAGUCCUCUCUUUAGUAUCUCGCACAUUUAUACCUCCCAACUGAAAGUAACCUCACUGUUUUAAAGAGGACAUUCCUAAAAACCGACAAGAAACCUAAGUGAAGUUUCACAAGGAAGCAAAGUUUCAGAAACGUAAGGCAAAGGGUGGCUCUUUGCCGUGUGUGAGUGUGGGAGGGUUAGCCUGCUCCCAGGGUGGUCUCUGUGAGGCCCCCGUCCCAGCGUUAGCUGUGCCUGAUGCCGUGGUUUUCGUGGGAAGUCCACGCAGAACCACAGGAAUGUUUCAAGUGGAGCACUCAGGGCUGGGGCGUGGGAAGGCGGGGGCAGGGGGGGGGGUUGGCCAUUUCAAGGGGUUGCCGUGGUAGGGGACGGGAGCAGCUGAACACACCGGAGGAGAGGACAGCGGAAAGGCGAGGUGUGCUGCCCCUCUCGGUCUCCUGGGCCCUGGUCUGCUCGCCCAGGGUUAGGUCCGGGGUGUGUGAGCGUGGCCAGACUGGGGGCGACUCUCAUAGCUAUCGAGUCUGUCUUAGUAAUGUUCUAAUGAAAAGUCAGACUGUAAAUUAGCAUCUACUUCCGAAAACAUAAAAGGUGCCCACGUGUGGGCUUAAAAUUAGGGUUCUCCACCAAAAGCCUGGACGUUGGGCCCGCUGUGGCAGAUGAAGAGCUGAGGUUUUGUUCACCAUUUCAGUAGCAGUGUAAGUGUUUUAAAUAAAGGAGCGUCCUCCGUCCAUUUGAUGAGUCCAGUAGAAGGAGCGGUGCUUGCUUGGCGGGUGGCUCUUGGCUGGCUUGGGUGAGGCCUCGUGCGGGCCCAGGUGGGCGAGAAGGCACCCUCCCCCAGGCCCCCAGCAGGGACUCCUGUCUGAAAGGGGAGCUGGAGAGUACGGUCACCGUGACUUUGGCAAGUGUCCCUGAUCCCUUUGCCGUUUGGUUGUUUCUAACUCAACUCGUUUCUGAAGCGCGUCUGGCUCCUUUCAGUUAUUAAUUCACGUUUCAGGUUGUUCUGGUCAGAUAGUCGUUUGUAUGUGGACCGAGUGAGAGCUGCCUUGACUUAGUGUGAAACUGGCAUUUGUGCUUUUAAAAUCAAUAGCUUCAUCACCUCAGCUUUUAGAAAUCUAUGAACAGAAGUAGUAAUUGUUGAGGACUCAGUUUUAUCUUUUAGAUUAUGAAUCUAAAUUAUAGUCUUUUGCUGAAAGAACCGAAAUAUCGCUAUCUUAUUAGAAAAGGUUUCUCAGAAUGCUCUCAAAUCUAUGAUUGGCUUUCAAAUUUUUUUUUUUUAAGAAAAAUGCUGACUCCUGUAUAUUUUAGGAUUUUUGGUCAGUGAAAUUGAUUUUCAUCCUUUUAAAAAAGUACUGUUUUUGCUGUUUUACCUAGAAUAUUAGAAAUUAGUACUGAUUUACUUGCCAGUGAUGGAAAGUUGGGUGUCCUUUGCAGGUAACAAACACAUGCCUUGCGUCCCUCCAUCUUGUUGCUUGUACUGCCGGGGUCAGGGGCCACUCGCUUUGGGCAUUUCCACCAGCGAGGACACCCUGAGGGGACCCUCCCGCCUGCUCAGUGUCUGUUUAGGAACCAGACAGGCUUCAUCUUGUGAGAUGCCUUUGUAGCUACAUGGUUACCUGGUAGAUCCACAUUUACAGUUUUUUCUGGCCUGAAUGUAGGUGUUGGGUUUUUGCAUAUAAUUCUUUGGCAUGUGUUUUGAAGCAUGUGCUAACCGUUCGGGGCAUAUUGCACCUUCCAGAAGCGGCUGAGGUGGGGGAGGGCAGCCCGGCCCAUCAGUGGGGGUGGGGUGGGUCACUCAGCGCUGCGCCUGCAGCCGCUGGCCAGGCCCCUCCCCAGCUCCCCGCUCUAGCCCACUCUCUGUGGGACAGCCCCCGCUGGGGACACAGCUGGGACAACGUUGGGUUGAUAGGAUGUUUUAGAGACUCAUUUUGUCUGUGAUGAGGGCGGGCCUUGCGUCUGGAACAGCCCCCACGGCCCGCCUGGCCCCGCGUGGUUCUCCCUGGCGCCUUCUGGGGCUCUCGGUUCUCACAGGAGCUGCCUGGUUAGAAGGUGGGUGUGAGGAUAGUGCCAGGGUGUGUUCCCACGACUCAGACCUGGACUUCAGGGGCAGCUAGGAAGGGUCGAGCUGUGUCAUCUAGAGGGGUUGCUUUAAUACAAAUUCAAUAACUUUUGUUUGAAUUGUAGUAUUUCAGGUGAUGAAUGACUAAUUUACAAAUUACUUUAAUUCCACCCUAAUAUUUCACUGUGAUAUUACCUUGGAAGACCUGUUUGAGAUUAGUCUUUUGACUUUAAACUCAUUAAAUCUCCUGGGCACAGGAUUCGUAUCAUUUGUCAAUCCAAAAUCCUAUGUGAACACACUUCUAGUUAUCUAUUUCUUCCUUUACAAAAGCGUAACUUAAACAUACAAGUAAUGUUGGUUUAUAGAAAUAUCUGUUGUUCAAGGUCUGUAAUUGUAUUUUAAAAAUGAUGUAGUGUUCAACUUGUGAAGGGAUGUGUUUUGUUAAAAGAUUUGAACCUCACUGUAACUCUGUCCGAGGCGUAGGGGACUGCUCUCCAGCCCCGGCAGGGAGGGACCUGCCUGGGAUUCACAUAAGUCGCUUCUCGAAGUUGGUUUAAAUGUGUUCACUAGGUCACAUUAUGUUCGUUAAUAUCAUCCGGAAAAAUCCCUGUAAUGAUCACGGAGACCACAUUCUCUGCCCAUAGAGGAGUGUAUUUCUGAGGCCAACGGGCAGUUCCGUGCUGUCGCAUACUGAGUAGAGUAGAGUGUUUUCAGACUGGAGGAAACUGGAAAGUCAGGAGCGAAGCUGCUGGCCGAGCAGCCGCAGGCGUGGCUCUGGUGGACUCGGGCGCGGCGGGGAGUGCCCGGCAGUCCGCGCCCGUCCACUCGGUCACUGCGGUUCUCUCUUUCCGAAUGCACCCUACCUAUUGGAUAUGGAAUAGACCGUAGAGGUCGUAGCCUGAGAUUUGGGACUGUGUUGGGACCGUGCAGGUGAAUGUGUCGCUUUCACAAACGCAUCUCCAAGUAAGUGCCGGCCCCUGGCGCCCGUGGAGGUGGAGCCUGCAGCCGGAGCCAGGUGCCCGCCCGCUCUGCCCUCAGACCCCCGGCCGGCCGUGUGCUAGGGGUCCGCUGAGUCGCGGGGAAGGGGUGCAGUGGGAUGGAAGCUGGACCCUCCCGCCCCCGUCACGGACUGUGCUGUUGUAAGGUCUGAUGCUGUGUGUGUAUCUUAGACCCAUCAGGACAUGCGCCUCGUGUGUGUCGUGAACAUUUAUACUUCCAUUCAAAAUGUGUAUUCAGUGUUUAUUUCCUCAAACCAGACUUUGUUAAUUUAGGAAAUAUCUCCAAGUGGAAACGUGCUCACUUUUUCUGUAAAUCUUAAAUAAAAGGUGCUGUUCCUUCCUUUGA